Molecule: messenger RNA, 310 nt
Organism: Staurois parvus
Lineage: Eukaryota; Metazoa; Chordata; Amphibia; Anura; Ranidae
Source: the annotation of a GenBank genome assembly
CAAAUCAAGAAUAAGAAAUGUUGUGGUCAGGGGCGGACUGACCAUUUAGAAACUUGGGCACUGCCCAAGGGCCCAGGGUCAGUAGGGGGCCCCAUGAGAUGCUCCUGGUACCUUUUUCAUAGGCUUUUUUGAGUUUGGGCAAGGACACAGGGGCCCCAUGAUCCCCUAUUGCCCGAGGGGGGCCCCAUGAGUUGUCAGUCCGCCCCUGGUUGUGGCUUUUUUUGAGUUUGGGCAAGGACACAGGGGCCCCAUGAUCCCCUAUUGCCCGGGGGUCCCAUGAGUUGUCAGUCCGCCCCUGCCUAUAUCAUUA